This is a messenger RNA of Fusarium coffeatum, 1602 nucleotides long. RefSeq lists its product as uncharacterized. The transcript has 3 exons. The coding region runs from base 1 to 1602 and encodes 533 amino acids. Lineage: Eukaryota; Fungi; Ascomycota; Sordariomycetes; Hypocreales; Nectriaceae. The record is from RefSeq and is a predicted model, not a curated record.
AUGGGAUCCCUCAAUAAAGGCCCUUAUCAACCGCCACCAACGCAGAAUGGAAAUGCUACACCAAAGCAAACCUCCCAGCAGGCACAGGCGCCUGGUCCGCUGCAUGUGUCACCAGGAGCGCAGCCACAGCCAGAGAAUGUUGAGGCCUUGAACAUUUACCAGGCCAUGUCUACUUUGGUCGAAAGGGCGCCUGCCACUGCUGUUCGACAAGUUGUUCGAGACAAGUGGGAGAAAACCCUUCUGGGCUCGCAAUACCAUAUUGCCUUCCUGUUGAAUGCAACUAUGCACCAGGCAUCUCCCGAUACCAUCACUAAAGCCGUUCAGAACUUUGGUGCUAAUAUCGCCAAGAAUGCCAAGCACGAGCUCAUAGCUCAUCUUGACUCCGACGACAUUGACGAGCUGAUGGACUCGAUUCUUUCUCGUGCCAGUUCUCAGUUUCUCGACAGGGCUCUUGCGAGGCGCCUUGAGACGAUUCAGGCACGACAGCUGGUCAAUGCAUUGGCGCGAGCUGAGCGUCUAGGCUACGAUAUCCAAGAUAUCGUCCGUGAUCAUGAUGAACAGGUAAUCCCUUCCAUGCAUUCGGUGCCCACACAAUCUACAAUGCCUGUCCCAAUGCCUUCCAUAAAUCCUCCCACUCCUGCAAUUCGUAUCCGGUAUCGGCAAUACCAGCCUAACCCUAUUCCUUCACAGCAGCCUCAGUCGACUGCAUCACCAGUUCCCAGCCAGGCUCAGAGCACAGAGUAUCCUAAGGGACCCCCAGGACUCUUGUGGUGCCGCUGUGGUUGGCCAUGCGCUUCCGAUGCAGCUCUCGAAUAUGAGCGUAAGAGACAAAUCGCUUCCACGAGUACCCCUCGAGCUCAAGCGCAGCCGCCAUCAACUCAGCCUCUACCAAACUGGGCAACGCCAACUCCUCAGCCAACUAGCACUCCUAGUAGUAAUCCGUACUCGCACCUAACACGCGAAAAGCUCGCCGAAUUCAACCAAGUUAUGAAGAAUGCUGAAACGAAAUACGGAACUCUUAUGAGAGAGGCCAGCCUUCUUCCUGAACCAGAAAAAACAAAACGCCUGGCAAGUCUGAAGAACUCGUACAACACUAAGCAAAGCACGACCCGCAAGAAGUACGGUAUUCGUCUGCGGGAGAGACGUAACCGGGCUGAGAUCGAGGCUGAAGAGGCCAGACUUUUCAACAGCCCGAGCCGCAAUGGGACACCAACUAAUGGGACCUCUGGUCUAGAAGAUGCAUUACGUCCAAAUAAGAGAAUCCGAACAGAUGAUAUUGAAUCAGGACCAUCAUCAACUGGAAUUGUGAUGAACGGCAGCCAGGAGAGUCCACAGAAGAGGAUCCCCAGGUCAGAGAUGGGUGGCGGUCUAUCUGGAUCACAAGCGACUGCGGAGCUCAACGAUCCCACAGCGCAGUUGAACCCCUCCCAGCUUCGAUACACACAGAGGCCACCUGCGGUCAGCAGUCAGCACAACACACAAUGGUCUCCAAAUCGCGCUAAGGGAGCUGUUACAGGGACUCAGCAGGAUCCCAUGUCAAUUGACGACUCCUCUGAAUCGGACAGCGAUGAUGAUGGUGAUAUUCCAGCUACGAUUAACUAA